UUUGUUAACGCAGUGUAGUGUACACGCUUCGUCUUUUCGAUUAACGGUUUGCUAUUCGAAAUAGUUUAAUUAAUUGAUUUUCGUGUGUAAUUCGUGUGAAAUUGAAUAAUGAUAUUUUGGGCAGAUCGACCACAAACGAUUGCCGUCAUACCCGAUGCAUUCAUAUUCCUCACAUCGGGCAUGAAUUUGGCAUUAAGCCUGGGCUGGUACUACAAUUCCGUAUCGAGCCACUUUCAAUUUGCAUGGUUCGUUGGAAUAAUUAUUGGUGCGCUAUUAUCAGCGGGACUCACACAAAUUCUAAUCAAACGUUAUUUUGUGUUGCUCAGCAGUUUUCUGGUUGUAGUCGCAGGAAUUUUAUACACCGCCUGUCCGUAUGAAAGCACAGUAUUGCUUGUGGCGCGUUAUCUUAACGGCAUCGGCACCGGACUGAUCACUGUACCCUUCAUCGUGCACUGCAGUGAAAUAAGUGCGACUGCUAAACGCGGCUUCACACUGGGUCUCGAACAAUUGUGUGUGGCGUUGGGCAUAUUCAUACAAGUGACAUACAUUGCGCUUUGGGACAUAAAUAACAGUGUAUCGCCGACACGCGUACAUGGUAUUUUCUGUCUGGGCUUCGGUUUAGGCGCACUGGGUUUGGCUUACCUUGUCAUUGAAUCACCUGUCUACUACGUACGUCAAGCUAAUGAUGCCAAAGCCCUAAACUCCCUGACUUGCCUACAAUUGCCAACCAUACUGACGGAGGAGAAAAAACUGCUCUUGCAAGUACAUAAAGACUUUGUCACGAUGAAUGAAUAUAUCGGUAGGGGCGAUAGUUUCAUAAAUGGUUUGGGACCGUUGCUGAGAAUGAUCUUCUAUCGUGGCUUAUUGGCUUUUACAUUCUCAUUGCCAUACAGUAUGCAACUGUAUUUUUCAACUGCAAUGGGCGUAAGCAACGACAGCCAAUGGACCUCACCUUUCUAUGCGGCAAUACGGAUUUUAGGAGUUUUAGCGGCAAUUUCCAUGUUUGACAUUAUCGGACGUAAACUAAUUGGCUUAAUUGGUUUGUUGGUAAUGGGCGGUUUGGGCAUCGGUAUUGCUGUUAUAUUCGCUUACAUGGAAAAUUGGGUACAAGAGAAUCCAAUGAGGCUGGCUUGUGUGCUUUUGCUGGUUUUUCAGCUUUUUGCCGGUUUAUAUGCACCAACAACAACGGUUUAUUUAGGCGAAGCCUUCCCGAUGAUUGUAAAACCCUACUUUGUGGCAUUGUGCGUUUGUGUGGAGUGUACGGUACAUAUUGUCGUCAUAUGUACGUUCACUUUUAAUUUACAUGAAAUUUAUGUCUUCAACACAUUUACAUACGCCUUGGUAUUCGCAUGCUUCCUCUUAUUCCUCUUCACAAUACCAGAGACAAAAUUGACGACGCUCAACGACGCACAGGAGAGAUUCCGCGCUUGGAUUCACAUCAAAUUCAUGUAAAGUUGUUAAUAUCGGAAACUUAUUUUUGAAUGCGUUUCAUUGGAUUUACAAACUUUAUAGUGUGAGCUUCAGCGAGGAAAAAUUAAUUUUAGAAACGUUUAGAACUUAAGCUAAUUUUCACUUUUUUAUGUACUUAAACGAGUCAAGAAUCACAAACGAUUUUCGUUUGAUAUUAAUUCCUUAUUAUUUGCAUAUUUUUGUAUAAGAAAACUGAUGUAAAUAUAUUUAUAUACAGACUUCAA
Molecule: messenger RNA, 1694 nt
Organism: Ceratitis capitata (Mediterranean fruit fly)
Lineage: Eukaryota; Metazoa; Arthropoda; Insecta; Diptera; Tephritidae
Product: probable polyol transporter 3
Exons: 3
Coding region: 109-1452 (447 amino acids)
Biological process (GO): transmembrane transport
Cellular component (GO): membrane
Molecular function (GO): transmembrane transporter activity
Source: RefSeq, a predicted model, not a curated record